UGUCGUGCGGGUUAGCUUGACGGCGGUGUCUGACAGCGGUUAGCUGCCGUGUUGGGAGCUCCUGUCUCCGCUCAGUCGCGUCUAAACGGACUUCGCUAACUUCGAGUCGGCCUCGUAACCAAACCUCCGGCUCCGUCACGGCCCCGGUCGCUCCGCUCUGCCGCGGCUUCACCUGGAAAUGGACGCUGUUCAGAAAAUGGUGUCGGGCUUCUCUCUGGACCUGGGACCCCUGAAGGAACCUCUGGGAUUUAUCCGCGUCCUGGAAUGGGUCUUCACCAUCUUUGCCUUCGCCACCACAGGAGGUUACUCUGGAGUGACCCACCUCACCGUGACGUGUCCAGCUGCAGAGUCCAAGCCGGAGGAUGUUCCGGCGGUGUUUGGUUACCCGUUCAGGUUGGCUGCCGUCCCGUACAAGAUCCCAACGUGUAACGGCACUGCGCCCAGCGCCACCUUCCUCCAGGGUGACUUCUCCUCCUCGGCAGAGUUCUACGUGUGCGUCGGCGUCUUCGGGUUCCUCUACUGCACCGCCACGCUCGUCCUGUACCUCGGCUACCAGAGCGUCUACCGCCAGAGCAGCCGGGGGCCCAUCAUAGACCUGGUGGUGACGGCCGCCUUCGCCUUCCUGUGGCUGGUGUCCUCCUCGGCCUGGGGCAAAGGCCUGACCGACGUCAAGUGGGCCACCAACCCCGAGCACCUGGUGGAUCACCCGGCUUGCAAAGACAUCUGCAAGCCGGGGGACUUCCCCUCCAUGGGCCGCCUCAACGCCUCCGUGAUCUUUGGCUUCCUGAAUCUGAUCCUGUGGGCAGGAAACUGCUGGUUCAUCUACAAGGAGACUCCGUUCCACAAGGACCCCCAGCCGCCGGCCAACAUGGAGGAGGGAGGGGCCCCGGGGCCGUAACGGGCGGCCCGGCACGGCCCGGCACCCGCAGCAGAGACGCCGGGGGCCCGACGCCGGCUCUCACGUCAGCUUACAGGAAAGGAAACAAAAGGAAAACAGUUUGUCCCCCAGCCCCGAGCAGAGCUCCGUUCUCACCGAUGGCUCUCCGCCUCCCCACGACUGACCCCCCCGUUUUUGUUCUUUAUUUUCCCAGAAGCCUCUGAUUCUGAUUCUGUCAGUUCACCAAGUGCCUCAGAGGCAGGUCAGGUUGCACCACGAGCUGAACCGCCGUACGCCGCAGGAGGUGAGCACGUGCUGUGAGCGUGACCGAGGAGGCCGGGCAGCGUCUUCAGCAGGAGCUCUUCUCUCAGCAUCGUUCACGCUUUUCAUCCAUUCAAGUAAAAGUAGAAGCAAACGCUCCGCCGAGCCACAGAGGGGAAGAGCUCCUGCUCAAGAACUUCAUAUGACAGCAGUGACACUAAACACACACACACACACACACACACACACACACACACACACACACACACACACACACACACACACACACCCCUCACUGCGUGCCUCAUAACCACAUGGGUGUUGCAGGGUGAACAUGCGUAGCUUCUUCUGCUGUUUCUCACAAAGUAACAGAAACGAUGAAAAGUCGCACCGCCGGCGACUUUUCUACAACUUAUCAGAGCCAUUGUAGGAAAAAAAAAAAGGAGUCCCUGGAGGGAGGGGGUGAUAAUCUGCAGGGACAAAAUUAACGAGAAAAAGUACGAGAAAAAAUCCACGAAUGAGGAAAAAAAUGGAAAAUUCUGAGAUUAUAAAUUCACAAAUGUGCUAGAAAAAAAAACGUGGCUUCACUUUGCAAGGCUGGAUCAACCGCAUGGUUUUUUUUCCUCUUAAUUUUUUUUUACUUUAAUCUCAGAAUUUUCAAGUUUUUUCUCAUAAUUUUGUGAGUAUUAAAAGUUUUUUUUCUCGUGAAUUUAUGACUUUCUGAGAUUUUUUCUUGUAAAUUAGUGACUGUAUAAUCUCGGAAUUUUCAUUUUUUUUCCCUUAAAUUUGUGAGUUUUUUCCCCAUAAAUUUUCAACUUUAAUCGCAGAAUUUGAGGUUGUUUUUUUUUUUUUUUCUCAAAUUUGUGACUUUAUAAUCUCAGAAUUUUCAAGUUUUUUUCUCCAUAAAUUUGUUAAUUUUGUCCUCGUAAAUUUCUGGUUUUAGUCUCAAGCAUGCUGAGUGUUUUUUCCUCAGAGCAGAACCCCCUGUCCCCCGGCUCUGUGAUUUAGUUUUUUCCUCUUCAGUGGCCCCGAUGUGCCGUCGUAUCUUCUCCGAGGCUUCUCUCUGUCAGAAAACUCGUUUCUGAGUGUGUGACUGAAGUUUGUGGCCGUGCGUCGCAGCGUCGGCCGUCGUCUCUCCAUGUUUACUGCAGAAUCUGUUCGUCGCCUCCCAGCAGCUCCUGUUCCACAGAAAUGUGACAUCCACGCGACUCGACACUAAGUUCCAUCCACUUUUUACUGCCUUUUGAAAAAAAACUACUAAUGACACCAUUAUUUAUAGGUUGUUUUUUUUUUCCUUUGGUUACGACACUAAUUGGUCCCUUGCAUAUUUUAAAAGCCGAUGUUGGGCUUCUGUUUGGAAAAAUCCUCUCCUCGUGCAGCUUUGCUUUUGUUGGAGUGAUCUCUGUUUUAUUUUGUUAACGUGGUUUUCAUAUGUUGCUGUUGAAUUUGUCGUUAGCACUGGGUAGCUUUAGGCUUUAUCUUAACGAGAGUAGAAAAAACAUGCGUGGGUGUGCCAGAGCAAAUGAAUCCUGCUGUACUUCUAUAGAACACUUUACAUUUUUCCACACAUCUGUCCUACAUGUAAUUCAACCACCAUCGCCUUACGUUUGAAGGUUUUGUGUUUUUGAGAUCAUACCAAGUCAGUUUCUCUUUGUUAAAUAUGAAUCGAACUGUUUAUUAUUAUUAUUAUUAUUUGCAAACUUGGUAAUUGUUGUUUGCACGGCACUAAAAUAGAUCCAGUUGAUGUGUAAGAGAUUGUUCCCUUGUGCCUUUAUGCAGCUCCUGUAUUUGAUAGCCAUGGUCACUUUUAGGGAUUUCUAAAGGGCUGUUUGAGUCGGGAUCACUUAAGCUAAUACAUUUUACACCCAGUGUCCACUUCAUCAGCUCCACCUGUAUAAUCUAAUCUAAUCCAGUCCAGCUGUUGUGCCAUAAAGUUUCCUCUCCUGCUGCCUGUAAUGCUCAGCUUGUCUUGUUGUCACGGUAACAGAGGUGUUCAUUCACUUCUGUGUUUGGCACCGAGCUCAUGGUUAGUGAUUUUGUUUCCACUAUUCUGUCCCCUCUCAUGUAUUUAAAUAGGGGAGGACAAAAAAUUAGAAACACCUCUCAGUAUAAUGUAGUCCAGUAGCAGACCUCUGCAAACUACAACCUCAGUAAUAAACACAGAAUUAAAGUGAGACAUUCUGCACAAUGUCAACACAAACUGAACAUUAUCAACUUUGUUAAAAGGUAGAGUUUAUGGCAGAGCUGCUGAGCUGAGCUGCAUCAGACCGGACAGACUGGAGCUGACGAGGAGACGCUGAGUGGAUAUAUAUAUUUAUAUCUAUUUUCCAGGUUGUAUUGAAACUAGAGGUGUCAAAAGUAAUAUUAAUUUUAAAAGAGAAAUCUUAAUUUAGAGCGCAGGGACAUGUAGGAUGUCUGAUGUCUGUGUGAUGAAUUACUAACAUUGGACUCGUCCUUAUUUUGUAUUUUAUGCUUUGUGCAGAAAGAAAACAACACUGUGGUCUGUCUGUAAAUCUUCUGUUUGGAAACCUUGACCUGUUUAAAAAAAAAAAAAAAAAAAAAAAAAAA
Messenger RNA from Myripristis murdjan (pinecone soldierfish), 3706 nucleotides. RefSeq names its product synaptophysin-like 2a (gene sypl2a). NCBI's taxonomy places the organism in Eukaryota, Metazoa, Chordata, Actinopteri, Holocentriformes, Holocentridae. The transcript has 6 exons. The record is from RefSeq and is a predicted model, not a curated record. Gene Ontology annotation, cellular component: synaptic vesicle; synaptic vesicle membrane. Bases 179 to 898 code for a protein of 239 amino acids.